AUGGCGGUGAAUAGCGACAUGAUGGAGAAGAUGCUGAAGAUGAUCGAAGUGACGCAACAGCAAAUGCAGUUGCAGGCAACUCGGCAUCAAGAAUCGAUUGACAAGUUGAUCAAGUCCAUGUCAUCUGGAAAGAUCAAUGGCAAUCCGGGAACGGUGAGCCAAAGCGAGUCAAGCGUGUCGCAAUCACAGCUGAUAAAUGUGAUCAGCGGCAGGAUUUCACAGUUCCAGUUUGAUCUGGAAACAGAGAAGACGUUUUCGAGGUGGUAUGAACGGCACUGGAACUGCGUUCGACCAAGAGGGAAAAAGAUUUGCCGGAUGAGGCGAAAGUUUCGUUGCUUGUGAGUAAACUUUCGGACGAGGUGUAUGAGCAGUUUUUCUAAGCGGAUCUGUCCGAAGAAACACACCGAAAUGAAGUUUGAGGAGACUGUCGGACUUUUUGAGGAAGAUGUUUGACGUGAAGAAAAGUAUUUUCUCCCACAGAUUUGCGUGCAUGAACAUUAUUCGGGACGGUGACUCGACGGUCGAGUACACCAACAAGGUGAACGCGAUGUGCGAAGCAGCAAAUCUGGACAAGAUCGACAUCGACGGAUGGAAAGUCUUCUUCUGGUUAAAAGGGUUAGAUGGGUCGAAAGACAAGGCUAUCCGGGCAUAUUUCAUAAAAUAUGUGGAACAGAAGUGGGAAAAAGAAGAAACUGUCACGAUAAACGACCUCUGCGAAGAGUGGCAGAAAGCGGACAGACAGAACUGUGUGGUUUCAGAGAUGGAGAAGAGUGAACCGGCUGUAAGAGCGGUACACUCCAGAGGAAACGGAAAAGGAAAGAAACCAACGAGAGACCGAGAUCGUUCAGGGGGACAAGAGGAAGCUUGUUGGAAUUGUGGGCAAAAGGGCCAUAAAAAGCCGGAUUGCAAACAGAAACUGACAAAAUGUUUCAAUUGUCAACAGAGCGGUCAUAUGUCAAAGUACUGUAAAAGCAAGAAGAGUGGCACGAGGAAAACUCAGAACGUGAAGCUAAACAGACACGUGAACGCUGUACGACAGUACGUCACGGCGGACAUAAAUGACAGGUCGGUGGAUUACCAGCUUGACACUGGUUCCGAUAUUACUUUGAUUGGAAAAGACGAGUGGAUUAAGAUCGGAAAACCAAAACUGGAGAGUUUCGCAACAAGAGUGACAUCCGCGAGCGGUGAUGACUUGAAAUUGUUGGGGAGAGCAAACGUCAACUUCACGUUGAAAGGCUCGCAAGCUUCUGGUUUUGUGUACGUCCGCGAGAAAGGCAAUCUGCUAGGGCUAGAUUGGAUCGGGAAAUCGACGGAAAUGUCGUAUUACCUAGGGUUGAUGGUAAACGAAGUGAAGAGUCCAGACACGGAAACACUUCGAGCGGAAUUAAAGAGAAAAUUUCCGGAAGUGUUCAAAGAAGGACUGGGGCGAUGUACUAAGGAAAAGGCAGUGCUGACUGUGAAACCUGGGUCGUCGCCGGUGUUCAAACCAAAGCGUCCGGUACCAUACGGAGCUUUGGAAACAGUGGACAAAGAGCUGGUCAGACUCGUGAGUCUGAAAGUUCUCAAGAAGGUGAACCACAGUACGUGGGCGGCACCUUUGGUGUGCGUGCGGAAAGCAGAUGGGGACACGCGGAUGUGUGCAGACUUCAAAACGGGCUUGAACGAAGCUUUGGAAGAUGAAGAUCACCCAAUUCCGACGCCAGAAGACGUGUUCGCGACGUUGAACGGAGGAACAGUUUUCUCAACAGUUGAUCUCAAGGACGCGUACUUGCAGAUCGAACUGGCCGAAGAGUCAAAGGAGUUAUUAACGGUAAACACACAUCGUGGGCUUUACCAGUACCAGAGACUUCCUUUCGGGGCAAAAACGGCGCCGAUGGUGUUCCAGCGGAUCAUGGACAAAAUGAUCACUGGACUGACAGGCGUGACGGCAUAUCUCGACGAUAUUAUCGUUGUUGGCCGAACUGGAAAAAGAGCACAUGGAGAAUUUGAUAGAGUUGUUCAAGAGGAUUUCUGAAUAUGGCUUCAGAGUGAAAAAUUGAAAAAAAUGUCACUUUCUCGGCGAGGAGAUAAAAUUUUUUGGGUUUUAUCAUUGAUAAGAAUGGAAGAAGACCAGACAAGGAAAAAGGUGCAGGUGAUCAAGGGCAUGUGAGCCGAAGGACCAAAAGGAGUUGCGGAGUUUUAUGGGAAUGAUCACGUACUACAGUGCGUUCAUUCCGCAUAUGAAAUCGCUCCGUGGUCCACUCGACAAACUGCUCAUGAAAGAUUGUGAUUGGAUUUGGACUCAGAAAGAGGCUGAGGCUUUUCAGAAGUUGAAAGACGUCCUGUCGUCUGACCUGAAUCUGACACAUUACCAGCCGAAUAUUCCGAUUGUUGUGGCAGCCGACGCGUGCGAUUACGGAAUUGGAGCCGUUAUUAGUCAUCGCUUUGCCGAUGGAACGGAGAAACCGAUUGCCCAUGCAGCACGUUCUUUGAAUUCUGCGGAAAAGAACUACUCCCAGAUUGAAAAAGAGGGCCUUGGAUUGAUAUUUGCAGUGAAAAGAUUCCACAAGUACUUGUUCGGUAGAAAGUUCUUACUGAGAACGGACCACAAACCGUUGCUCUCCAUUUUUGGAAGUAAAAAGGGAAUUCCAGUACACUCGCAGAAUCGAUUGGUGCGUUGGUCCACGAUUCUUCUAGCGUAUGAUUUCGUAAUCGAAUACGUGAAGACCGAUGAUUUCGGACAAGCCGAUGCGCUGUCGCGAAUGAUUCAGAAGAUGCCAUCCAAGAAUGAGGAUAUGGUCAUAGCUCAAGUGGAAGUGGAUGUAGAAGGAUCUCUGCAGUCUGCUGUCCGAAGACUACCAGUUCGAGUCGAAGACGUACAGUCGGAGACGGAAAGAUAACGUUCUGAAGGAAGUUAUCAAGUGUAUUUCCCGAGGAGUUUGGCCAAAGAAACUGGAAGGGAAAUUGAAGAAGUUCAGCUCGAUCAAGCAGUCGUUGUCCGUUGUGAAAGACUGCGUAAUGAUGAGUGAAAGAGUUGUCGUACCGGAGAUGUUGCAGAAGACAAUUCUGAAGCAAUUGCACGAAGGACAUCCGGGCAUGGUACGGAUGAAACAACUCGCGAGAGCGUUUGUUUUCUGGCCAGGAAUGGAUGAGGACAUUGCAAAAGUGGUUGCGGCGUGCAACACUUGUCAAAUCCACGGAAAAACGCUGAGAAAAGUGCCACUAGAGCCUUGGAACACACCGGAACGUGUUUGGCAAAGAGUGCACAUUGACUAUGCGGGUCCCGAGAACGGACAGUACUAUCUGGUGGUGGUUGAUGCAAAGUCAAAAUGGCCAGAGGUAGCGAUUGUUAAAUCAAUCUCGAGCGUGUCUACUGUACGAACGCUGAAAGGCAUAUUCAGUUCUCAUGGAUAUCCCGAGACGUUGGUUUCGGAUAACGGAACACAGUUUGUUUCCAGAGAAUUUGCUAAUAUGUGUCAUGAGUACGGAAUUGAACAUAUCCGGUCUCCUGCAUUCCACCCACAGUCUAACGGGCAAGCUGAACGCUUCGUAGACACUCUGAAAAGAGGCUUGAAGAAGUUGAAAGAGGAGGGGAAUGUGAACCCGGAAAUAAUGUCGCAAUUUUUGUUCCAUUACCGGUCGACACCGUCUAAUGCACUUGGAGGUUUGACGCCGGCGGAAGCUCAUUUCGGAAGACGUAUUCGUACGAAGAUGUCUCUCCUGGUUCCGAUGUUGAACAAAUGUUCGGAUUCCCGUCCGGGAAUGAAGGAGCAGUUUGACAAACAUAACGGAGUGAAAGAUCGAACUUUCGAUGUGAACGACGCAGUCUUCACAAAGAUUUUCGAACACAAUUCGUGGUCUUGGAUACCAGCUACGGUUAUUCAACGACGCGGUCGUGUGGUGUACGUUGUCAGUCUGAACGACGGACGUGAACGAACGGUUCAUGCUAAUCAGCUGAAACCGAGAGUGCUUGAAAAUGGAGUGAGCAAGGAGGAUCGAUGGAGGUCAACGAUGGAGGAUAUCUUUGAGUUGUCGUGUGAUGGAUUCUAUUUCAACGAGACCGUGAAGGGAAAGGAGGACACUUCCACCACUGGAACGAGAUCGGAGAAUGCGAGAACAGACGUCACGAUGCAAGGAGAUACCGGACAACCAGGACUGCCUCAAGGAGCAUCACCUCAAGGAUCGCAAAGCCAAGGAUCGCAAAGUCAAAGACAACAAGGUCAGGGACAACCGAGUCAGGGACACGCGAAUCAGGGACAAUCAGGUCAACCACAUUUGAGUCAAGCACAAGGAGCGCCAGAAGAUGAAGAGCCGCUGCGUCGGAGUGGGCGCGAGAGGAAACCUAUCGUCAGAUUCGAUCCGAGUAACAGGACUUAA
This is a messenger RNA of Caenorhabditis sp. 36 PRJEB53466, 4356 nucleotides long. Lineage: Eukaryota; Metazoa; Nematoda; Chromadorea; Rhabditida; Rhabditidae. The record is from the annotation of a GenBank genome assembly.